AACUUUUUCAUGAUUCAUAAAUUCAACUCAUCGAUCAGAAAAACGAAACACCCAACUCAGACGAGUUUUCCGGCGAAGCUUCUGCAACUACUCCGACCACAAUGAAGCAACCACCUUCAGCUUCCAAUCCACCUUAUGCAAAAGAUGAACAAAUCUCUCACCUUUCUCUCUCCCUAUUCUUCUUCACCGGACUUUGUUUUUUCUCUUUCUGUUUUUUGUCUUUUUGUUGCCAAUUCUAGAUUUUUCUCUGAAACAUGUUCAGGUGAAACAAAAUAUCUUUGGCUGCUACAUUGGUGAAGGAGAAUGAAUCUGCUAUGGAGGAUACACCAUAGUUAUUUGAGGAUCAGAUAAUCCAAAGGCUAGAACUUUUUGUGGUCCAUGUUUGUCACAUUCAUCAUCAUGCAUCCACCAAUAGAUGAACACCAUGUUUUACCUUGCUGUUGAUCUUCUUGUUCUAGAAUCAGAUCAAAUGGAAACUAUGGCUCUUCUACGAUUUAAUCCUCCAUUUGGUCAGAGUCAUGCACUUUCAUUUCCAUUACCAUUAUUUCCACAACCUCAGUUUCAUAAUUGUUCUAUAUAUCUUACCAAGCCAACCCAUUUGCCUCAAAGAUUGAAACUUAGCUUUGCUGGAGGGGAUGGUGGUGGGGGAGUUGGUUGGGGUGGUGGUGGUGGCGGAGAUGGAAGUUCGGGAGGUGAUGAUGGAAAGUCAGGCGAUUCAUCUUUUGGAAUUUUGGGUCUGUUUCUGAAUGGUUGGAGAUCAAGGGUUGCUGCCGAUCCACAGUUUCCUUUCAAGGUUCUGAGCGAGGAGUUGGUUGGUGUCAGUUCUGCUGUUUUAGGUGACAUGGCUACAAGGCCUAAUUUUGGGUUGAAUGAACUUGAUUUUGUGUUUUCAACUCUUGUUGUUGGUGCUAUUCUCAAUUUUACACUCAUGUAUCUCUUGGCACCAACAUUGGGAUCUGCUACAGCCAAAGUGCCGGCUAUCUUUGCAUCUUGUCCUAAGAGUCACAUGUUUGAACCUGGUGCUUAUAGUUUAUUGGAUAGGUUUGGAACUUUGGUGUAUAAAGGAACUAUUUUUGCUGUUGUUGGGCUUGGUGCUGGUCUUGUUGGAACAGCACUUUCAAAUGGGUUGGUCAGUAUGAGGAAGAAAAUGGAUCCCAACUUUGAGUCCCCAAACAAGCCUCCACCUACAUUGCUGAAUGGUCUCACUUGGGCUGCUCAUAUGGGUUUCAGCAGCAACCUCAGGUACCAAACUCUCAAUGGUGUUGAGUUCAUGCUGGAGAAAGUGCUUAAUCCUUUGGUAUUCAAGACCUCAGUUGUGGUUCUCAGGUGUGGGAACAAUGUUCUUGGGGGAAUGACUUUUGUGAUGUUGGCAAGGUUGACAGGGUCACAGAAUGCUGGUGAGAAGAAGCCAUCACAAUUGGAGGUUGGAUUAGGUGAGAAGGUUGAAAGGUAAAAGAGGCUUUGGUGAAUAACAAACAACCAAACAACACCAACAAAGUUAUAGCAUCAAUCAGUUUUGUUUUGACUAUUGCUUUGACAUAGGUUGUUGUAGAGCUCGCGGCUUUAGUUUUAUGAAUUUUGUGUAGAUUGUCCUACUCUGACAAACUCUUUCAGCAACAAAUAAGUAUGAAGAGUAGAUUGAGAUGGGGGAUUUGGAAUAAGUUUCUGGCUGGUGCUGCUGUUAUGUUGCUGAAACUCACAACCUGGAACAAUAACGUGCCAAAUUAGUAUAACCAUGUAUUGGAUUUUGGUCUCCAACUACCUUCCCAAAUGAAAACAUUUCGGCUAUUAUGUUUCUGUUUUUCGUUUCUGCUUUUUUGGUAGGCUUUAGUUGUUUUCUAGACCAAUUAUCAUUGUAAAAGUGUCACAAAUCUUUGUGGAGUUUUGGUUAUAUAAACUGAGGUUAAUGACAUUAAAUUCUGUAACAUCAGUUAUUUGUAGUA
Molecule: messenger RNA, 1943 nt
Organism: Medicago truncatula (barrel medic)
Lineage: Eukaryota; Viridiplantae; Streptophyta; Magnoliopsida; Fabales; Fabaceae
Product: protein RETICULATA-RELATED 3, chloroplastic
Exons: 3
Coding region: 416-1453 (345 amino acids)
Source: RefSeq, a predicted model, not a curated record